This is a messenger RNA of Scaptodrosophila lebanonensis, 2709 nucleotides long. It is a transcript of the gene Mtpalpha, whose product is annotated as trifunctional enzyme subunit alpha, mitochondrial. Gene Ontology annotation, biological process: fatty acid beta-oxidation. Gene Ontology annotation, cellular component: mitochondrial fatty acid beta-oxidation multienzyme complex; mitochondrion. Gene Ontology annotation, molecular function: NAD+ binding; long-chain (3S)-3-hydroxyacyl-CoA dehydrogenase (NAD+) activity; enoyl-CoA hydratase activity. Bases 158 to 2518 code for a protein of 786 amino acids. The transcript is spliced from 6 exons. The record is from RefSeq and is a predicted model, not a curated record. NCBI's taxonomy places the organism in Eukaryota, Metazoa, Arthropoda, Insecta, Diptera, Drosophilidae.
AGCGUUCGGUUGGCUGACGAAACUCAUUAUUUUUCGAGUGUGUUGCAUUAGUUAAUAAGCGUUAAAGUGUUGCAUUAGUUAUUAAUUAAGUUCAAGUGCGAGUUGAAAACGAAUUAUUGCGAAUUAACAUUGGCGUUCAUAGAGGAAAGCUUGUGUAAUGUCGGCAACCAGACUUCUAAGUGCAAUCGGCCAGAUAUCGCGACAGCAAUUGCUGCAGAAUAAAUAUGCAAAAGCCUAUCCCGCUGCUUUGCAACUCCAACGCCGACUCAUGUCCACGAAUCCUGCGCCAGCGGCAGCCGCUGCCGGCGCCAACAAACAUUUGCACACCCGCGUCGAGAAAGGGGUGCUGAUCAUAAAAUUCGAUUCACCCAAUGUCAAGGUCAAUUCCUUGGGCCAAGAGGUGAGCGCGGAAUUCGAGCGCGUGAUCAAGGAUCUAGAAACAAAUCCUGCUGUCAACUCGGCUGUGCUCAUUUCCGGCAAGCCCGGCUGCUUUGUGGCCGGCGCCGACAUUGGAAUGCUGGAGGCCUGCCAAACCGCCGAGGAGGCCACGCUCAUCUCACACGGUGCCCAAUUGAUGUUCGAGCGCAUGGAGCGCAGUCGCAAGCCCAUUGUGGCGGCCAUCAAUGGCGUCUGUCUGGGCGGUGGCUUGGAAUUGGCGCUCGCCUGCCACUACCGCAUCGCCACCAAGGACAAUAAGACGAAAUUGGGUCUGCCUGAAGUGAUGUUGGGUCUGCUUCCCGGCGGUGGCGGCACCGUACGUCUGCCCAAGCUAACAUCUGUGCCCACAGCGCUGGAUCUGGAACUGACAGGCAAACAGGUGCGCGCCGAUCGUGCCAAGCGUUUGGGCAUUGUGGAUUUGCUGGUCGAUCCAUUGGGUCCAGGUCUGCAGCCGGCUGAACAGAACACUAUGGAAUAUUUGGAGCGCACGGCUGUACAAGUCGCCACAGACUUGGCCAACGGCAAACUUCGCGUCAAUCGCGAGAAAACUGGUUUGGUAAAUAAGCUACAGACCCUUGUCAUGGACACGGAGUUUGUGAAGAAUAAAAUCUUUGAUACGGCACGUAAACAAGUGCUAAGGGCCUCCGGCGGUCUCUACCCAGCACCAUUGAAGAUACUUGAGGUCAUACGUACGGGCGUGGAUAAAGGCACGGAAGCUGGCUAUGAGGCAGAGCGCAAGGGUUUCGGUGAGCUGUCGGCCACACCCGAAUCUAAGGGUCUGAUUGCACUCUUCCGGGGCCAGACCGAGUGCAAGAAGAAUCGUUUCGGCAAGCCACAGCGUCCAGUGAAAACUGUUGGUGUUCUGGGCGCAGGUCUAAUGGGUGCCGGCAUUGUUCAGGUCACGGUGGAUAAGGGCUACGAUGUGGUGCUGAAGGAUGCCACCGAUGCUGGUCUGGGACGCGGCAUCGGUCAGGUGCAAAAGGGUCUGGAAACGGCUGUGAAACGACGACGCAUUACAACAUUGGAGCGCGAUCUAACACUCUCCCAUCUGCGCCCCACACUCGACUACAACGACUUCAAGAAGGCCGACAUUGUGAUUGAGGCCGUCUUCGAGGACAUUAACAUUAAGCAUCGCGUUAUCAAGGAGCUCGAAGCUGUGGUGCCCGAGCAUUGUGUCAUCGCUACCAACACCAGCGCUAUACCGAUUACAAAAAUUGCCGCCGGCAGUGCACGCCCCGAAAAGGUCGUAGGCAUGCAUUACUUCUCGCCUGUGGAUAAAAUGCAGUUGCUGGAGAUUAUCACACAUCCAGGCACAUCCAAGGAUACGGUGGCUCAAGCGGUGGCCGUUGGACUUAAGCAGGGCAAGGUGGUCAUCACAGUGGGCGAUGGUCCCGGCUUCUAUACCACACGCAUUCUGGCCACCAUGUUGUCGGAAGCGAUAAGACUGCUGCAGGAGGGCGUGGAUCCCAAGGAAUUGGAUCAGUAUACUAAGAAGUUUGGUUUCCCUGUCGGCGCAGCUACGCUCGCCGAUGAGGUAGGCAUUGAUGUCGGCUCUCACAUAGCCGUCGAUUUGUCCAAGUCCUUUGGGGAGCGCUUCAGCGGUGGCAAUCUGUCCGUAAUGCAGGAUCUGGUAUUGGCCGGCUUUCUGGGUCGCAAAUCGGGCAAAGGCAUAUUCCUCUACGAUGGGCAAUCCAAGGGCAGUCGUCCGGUUAACAACGAUGCGCUCGAAAUUGUUAAACAGAAGUAUGCCUUGGUCUCCAAGGGAGCCAGCACUGCCGAGGAUCAAACAUUGCGCAUGGUCUCGCGUUUUGUCAACGAGGCUGUGCUCUGUUUGGAGGAGAAAAUACUUGACAGUCCGCUUGAGGGGGAUGUGGGCGCGGUUUUCGGUCUUGGUUUUCCACCAUUCACGGGCGGUCCCUUCCGUUGGGUGGAUCAGUAUGGUGCUGGUAAGUUGGUCGGCAAAAUGCAGUCCUAUGCUGAGCUCUAUGGUGCACCCUUCAAGCCAGCACAGACACUGCUGGACAUGGCCAAAGAUCCGGCCAAAAAAUUCUAUCCCAAGACUACCGCCUCUAAAUUGUAAACAGUCCAAACGAACUCAGGCAAUCAAUCAAUAGGCAACCAAUUAAUUCUUUUAUAUAGUUUAGUGAAGACGAAUGUGAAAAGGUUUAAGCAAUCGUCGCUCGCAUUUCUCUCUCCGGCAGCAUUAAGUGGCCAGAAUUGUCUGUUAACAAUGCUUAAAUAAAUUGUACUAUAGAAUUUUUAAACAUUUUA